Molecule: messenger RNA, 1867 nt
Organism: Salvia miltiorrhiza (redroot sage)
Lineage: Eukaryota; Viridiplantae; Streptophyta; Magnoliopsida; Lamiales; Lamiaceae
Product: UDP-glucosyltransferase 29-like
Exons: 1
Coding region: 249-1592 (447 amino acids)
Molecular function (GO): UDP-glycosyltransferase activity
Source: RefSeq, a predicted model, not a curated record
UUUUUUGACACUUGGGGAGGGGGAACGGUGGUGAUCCCUAGACCCCACUGUUCGCAUACAAAAGUUCGCACCGCUUGAUAUUCCUUUGAGAACCUCACGACAUAUAUUAUUAAAGUAGGAUUCCACACUUCCAUCUUUGCUUAGUCCAACAAAAGUUAACUAUUUCUCCUAAAAACAUCACCACUUACACACCCAAAAGCUCCAAACCUAAAAUUAAAAACGAAAAAAAAAAAAAAAAUCUUGAAGUGAUGAUGAACUCAGGUAGCUUCAAAAUCAUAAUGUUUCCAUGGUUAGCCCACGGCCACAUCUUCCCGUUUCUCCAACUCGCCAAGAAACUGUUGAUGAAGAAAAGCUUCCACAUCUACAUCUGCUCAACCGCCAUUAAUCUCACCUCCAUCAACGAUUUCAUCGCUGCGAAUUCCCUCCAAAGCUCCAUUGAAGCAGUCGAGCUCCACCUCCACCCGCACCCUGACCUCCCUCCUCACCUCCACACCACCAGAAACCUCCCAACACAUCUCAACUUCUCUCUCCACAGAGCCUUCCAGACAUCCAAAUCCAGCUUCUCUCACAUCCUCGCCGCCCUCCGCCCCGACCUCAUCAUCUUCGACGUCUUCCAGCCCUGGGCCGCCGCGCUCGGCGUCCCCGCCGUCCACUUCGCCCUGCUCGGAGCCGCCACGAGAGCGUUCACCUACCACCACUACGUCGACGGCGCCGCGGCGUUCCCGUUUCCGGAGCUGCGCUGCGACGAGGGCGAGAGGAGAAGCCUCGACGAACUCGUGGAAUUCCUCAGCGCGAACGUCUUCGAUUCCAAUCCGGAUUUUGUUUUCGCGAAUUACAAGGCGUCCGCGGAGGUCGUGCUGAUGAAGACGUGCAGAUCUGUUGAAGGAAAGUACGUUGACUACGUGGAAUUUGUGAGCGGGAAGAGAAUCCUCACCGUCGGCGCGCUAGUAGAUCACGCGGCGGAGGCGGUGGCGGAGGCGGAGAGCUCGCCGAUCAUGGAAUGGCUUAGCAGAAACCCUAGAAAUUCGACGGUUUACAUCUGUUUCGGCAGCGAGUGUUUGUUAUCGGAGGGAGAAAUCGCUGAGAUAGCCAAGGGGCUCUCUCUCUGCAAAUCUAGGUUUCUAUGGAUUCUGCCGUCUCCAUCGGCGGAGCUCCUCCCGCCGGAAUUUGAGGCAAAGGUGGGGGAAAGGGGGAUGGUGGUGGCGGGGUGGGCGCCGCAGGCGAGAAUAUUAGGGCACUCUAGCAUUGCGGCGUUUGUGAGCCACUGUGGGUGGAGUUCGUUGAAUGAGAGCGUUUUUCACGGCGUGCCGGUGGUGGCGAUGCCGAUGAAGUACAAUAUGUUUGUGGAUGCGAAGAUGCUGGUGGCUGCGGGGGUGUGUGUGGAGGUGCGGAGGGGUGGGGGUGGGGGGUAUGAGGGGGCGGCAAUUGCGGUGGCGAUUGAUGGUGCGGUGUUUGGGAGGGCUGCGGAGGAGUUGCGGUGUAGAGCGAGAGAGAUGAGUGAGAAGAUGAGAGAGGAAGAGGGCGCCGGAGAGAUCGAUGAGGCGGCGGAGCUUCUAUGGCGGAUUUGUUGCAAUAAUAAGCCCACUCCUUGAAUUCCCUCAAAAAAAAAAGCCCACUUCUUGAAUCUUGCACUAUUCCGUCCACACAAAAUAGUCGUAAUACACGGGACAACACGAGUUUUAAUAAAAAUAGUUAUUAUAUUGUAAGUGGAGAAAAGAUUCACUUAAAAAAUAAUGUUUAUAAUUAUAAUUAAUUGUAUUGAGAGUAAAGAAUAGUGCUCACCAUGUAAUAGAUAGUUUCCAAAUAUGGAAAUAGAUUUAUUUUUGUGGACAUCCCAAAAUGACAAAAAUAGAUUAUUUUUUAUGGA